Messenger RNA from Rana temporaria (common frog), 1579 nucleotides. It is a transcript of the gene HPCAL4, whose product is annotated as hippocalcin like 4. The transcript has 4 exons. Gene Ontology annotation, molecular function: calcium ion binding. The record is from RefSeq and is a predicted model, not a curated record. Lineage: Eukaryota; Metazoa; Chordata; Amphibia; Anura; Ranidae. Bases 301 to 876 code for a protein of 191 amino acids.
AGACACAAUUGCAUCCUAGCCACUAACACCAGUAGCCCCUAUAAGGAAGAGCAAACUGUUGAGCCACAAAAGGCAUCUUACCUGAAUGAUCGAUUAGCCCACCAAUGACAGAAGCUGCUCUCGACAUAGGGUGUGUCUAAGAAACUGAGUGACUGGGAAACAUCGUGAUCUAGAUUCUGCUUAGUGCCCCCCAAAACCAUUGCAUCGUGACCAUCAGAGACAGCUCAGGCACAAGAACAGAGGACAGAAGCGAGAGCCUGCGACGUUGAAGAACUCAAGGCUAGCUUUCACUUGUCAGACAUGGGAAAACAAAACAGUAAGCUGGCCCCAGAGAUGCUACAGGACUUAGUGCAGAGCACAGAAUUCUCAGAGCAAGAGUUGAAGCACUGGUAUAAAGGGUUCCUGAAGGACUGUCCAUCCGGCAUUCUCAACUUAGAUGAGUUUCAGCAGCUAUAUAUUAAGUUUUUCCCUUACGGUGAUGCUUCCAAGUUUGCACAGCAUGCCUUUCGUACUUUUGACAAGAAUGGGGAUGGAACCAUUGAUUUCCGGGAAUUCAUCUGUGCUUUGAGUGUCACAUCACGGGGAAGCUUUGAGCAAAAGCUAAACUGGGCUUUUGAGAUGUACGAUUUAGACGGGGAUGGAAAGAUCACCAGACUGGAGAUGCUGGAGAUAAUUGAGGCGAUAUAUAAGAUGGUGGGUACUGUGAUUAUGAUGCGCAUGAAUCAAGAUGGCCUAACUCCACAACAGAGAGUUGAUAAAAUCUUCAAAAAGAUGGACAAGGACAGAGAUGACCAAAUAACCUUGGAAGAGUUUAAAGAGGCAGCAAAGAGUGACCCCUCCAUAGUGCUUCUGCUGCAGUGUGACAUGCAGAAAUAGUAUCAGUUUCAUAUUGUCAGCUCAGCUGAAUGCCCCGCAUGCACCUCUCCACCUUUCCUAUCCCGCACAAUAUCAUGGGGCCUUCCGCCUAAUCAAUGUUAUAAUCAGUACCACACUGAUCAUAUAAGAUGGAGGUGGUGGCAAUAUGGCUACGUCUUAGAUAAUGAGACUGAAUACACUGUAAAUUGGAAUUCACACACAAUCUCAGCUGUCUUUCCCUUACCUAUCAUAGCUAUUUUUAAAGUAAAAUAAUCCAUAUAUAUGCCUGUCUCUGAGAAUGCCUAAAGAAGACAGUCUAUGGUUCUUUGAAUAUGAACUGUUUUAAACAAAGUGUUUGCUCUGUUGUACAUGUUUUUGUAUAUUAUGCAGUGUUUAAUUUUUUUAUUUAACAAAACAGUAUAUGUCAAAUUUUAUUGUAUGUAAAAGAUUGUAUGUGUAAAGAUUCAAAUUCUUUAUGAAUGGCAGUGGUUGGAAUUCCGCUCCCAUUCACCUUUUACAAGUAAUAUUAUUAAGUUUCAACUUCAUAAUGCUAUGUAAUACAACUGCUCUGUCUUAGACCACCCAAAUCUGGGUUACAUGUUAAAAGUCAGGUGACUGUAACUUUGUAACAGUUGUUGUCACUAUGCAAGCAAAUGUUGGUGAAAUGACACUGUUAGUGAUCAAUACAAAUUACCUUUGCAAUUAAAUAUACUUCUCCCAAAUA